Messenger RNA from Belonocnema kinseyi, 1726 nucleotides. RefSeq lists its product as uncharacterized. NCBI's taxonomy places the organism in Eukaryota, Metazoa, Arthropoda, Insecta, Hymenoptera, Cynipidae. The record is from RefSeq and is a predicted model, not a curated record. The transcript has 5 exons. Bases 359 to 703 code for a protein of 114 amino acids.
CAGUGACCUCGAUCUUCGAAAUGUAGGUCAGUAGUGCUGUGCCAGUUUGACCUACAUUUAAUUACUUGUUUUGUGACAGGUGAAUUUUUGUAGAUUUUUUAGCGCGAGAGAGAGAGUGUGGAUUAUAUAACUACUAUGAGCGAGAGGACGAUGUAAUUAUAAGUCCUGUCGAGUAUUUGCAGUUCCAAUAUUAAAACGUUAAUUCUACCACUCAGGAUGAUACAACUACAGGCAGCAUCACGAAGGAAGUCUAAGGUUUUCUCUGCCGUGAAGGAGCCUCCCAGGUAAUAGGUGAAGGUACCUUCUGGAAGUCUUCCUAUCAUCCCAUCGUAUAAACCGGCUGCAUCAUUAAAGAUAAAUGCUGCUGGUCGAUCUGUUGAACCGUCGAACGGGACCAGCUGCCCAGGUUCGAAAUCGCCCACCAGGACGUUCUCUCACAAUGCGACAUGAAAAAAACAUGAUGGUGGUGGUCCCUCACCUUCCUCGGUCAUCUCCGAAGCAAGGACGUGGUUCCAAAUAUUCUGGCUGCGUGCCUGGGUGGAGGUUUUGCGCCUCUUUGGAAUCCGCAGGAGCGGACGAGCAGCGGAAGCACCCGUCUCUCAGAGGCGUUGAAAUAUUUUCGGAGAAUGUGAACAGCAAUAUCCAACACCGCUGCCACCAAAUUUGUGACGUCCAACUCGGAUGUCGACAAUUUAUAAUUUAGUUUUGAUAGUCGAUAAGGAAGAAUUUAACGUUAUCUAUGUCGCGGUAAAUUUAAAAUGUUGUUAAUUCCUUUUCUAUAUUGUUCACUAUUCGAGUUCGUUGCUGUCUUAGAACAUAAGUUGUUCCCCUGGAAAUAAAUACAUAGGAAAAACAAAGGGUUCAUACGAAUAAAACACUUGUUAAUUUCACUUUUGGGAACACUGGUUGUAUUUCGCUUGCACAAGUUAGGUUGUAAUGAAUUAAAUUUCGACGAAUCACAAUUUCACAUGUUAUCCAUAUUUUGAGUCACGCACUCACAAUGUUUAAACGACGAACCGAAAUUAGUUUUAUUAUUUUAUUAUUUGUCUCUUUUUAUAUUUUCGAUAUCUAGGUUUAAAGAUCACAAUAAUAAUGGUAAAAAAUAUGGAAAUGCGAGUUUAAACUAGCAAGAUGGUUUUUGCGGAGGUCCGAAAUCGAUUUUUGUUCGAGAGAAAAAUUUAGAUCUGUCUAAAAAACGGCGCGGAGCUAGUUUUAUAUGGCUAGGCCACGCCUAGGAAAAAUUGGGUUAGCCUAUCAUGGGUCAUAAAAUUGAAUUUAGUAAAGAACAAAGCCAAUCGCAAUUUAGGAAGAAAGGUUUGCCCACGCCCUUAUUACGCAAGAAAACCGGUUUAAAAUGGUUAUGUAUGGGAGGGGAUAAUAGUGUAGAAAAGAAGAGUUUCCAGGAAAAACGAUAAAAAUCUUAUUUGGACCACCCUUUGUUAAGUGAUUUUAAAAGGGCAAAUGGGCAUGUCAAUUUUGGUUUGACUUUUGGCUUUCAGAUGUCGAUUUGUUGGGGCGUAAGUGGAGACGUUCCCUAAGUCAUAAAUAUUGGAAUAUGAGCAUUGGGGUCAGUUAUCUGGUGACUCGAUUUUCUGCUGUUGACUACAUGUGUUUUGUAGACAAUAGGGCCCUUUUUUUGUUCCUUCGAUUUAUGAGAAAGGGCCUGGGGCCUUCAUAAGAAAUGCCAUAAAAAGGGGUUCAAGUUACGUUUUAUAGCUUAGGGUCU